Molecule: messenger RNA, 1932 nt
Organism: Pterocles gutturalis (yellow-throated sandgrouse)
Lineage: Eukaryota; Metazoa; Chordata; Aves; Pterocliformes; Pteroclidae
Product: bifunctional heparan sulfate N-deacetylase/N-sulfotransferase 3-like
Exons: 14
Coding region: 1-1932 (643 amino acids)
Cellular component (GO): Golgi apparatus
Molecular function (GO): heparan sulfate N-sulfotransferase activity; deacetylase activity
Source: RefSeq, a predicted model, not a curated record
AUGUUCUGGUCUGCUGAAACGGUGAACAAGGCAAGUACUACUGAUGACUCAGAGUUGAAACCACUCGUGUUUCGUCAUGUUGAACAAGGACAGGGAGAAGUGACUGUCCCUGUUGCUGCAGAUCAGCUCCCUGAGCCAGCCAGAGCAACAAGCUUGGGGAGCUGGCUGAGACCCCAGGUGCAGGAUGGUACAGGACUGGAGAGCGGCUGUGUCCCUGCCCUGAGCAGUGCUGUGGUUUUGCAGUGGGGCCAGGUGAACAUGCUCAGCUCAGGAAAGGGAGUGUUGGCAAAGGCCCUGCUGGACACUCAGAAUCUUUUAAGAGCUCAGAUUACAAAUUUUACUUUCAACCUGGGAUUUUCGGGGAAAUUUUAUCACACAGGCACUGAGGAGGAAGAUGAAGGUGAUGACCUGCUGUUGAGGUCUGUAGAUGAGUUUUGGUGGUUUCCCCAUAUGUGGAGUCACAUGCAGCCUCAUCUCUUCCACAAUGAGUCGUCACUAGUGGAGCAGAUGAUUCUCAACAAAAAGUUUGCCUUAGAACAUGGUAUUCCAACUGAUUUCGGCUAUGCAGUGGCUCCACACCAUUCUGGAGUCUAUCCAGUGCAUGUUCAGCUUUAUGAUGCCUGGAAAAAGGUCUGGAAUAUCAGAGUUACCAGCACAGAAGAAUACCCACAUUUGAAGCCUGCGAGGUAUAGACGAGGCUUCAUCCACAAAAAUAUCAUGGUGCUUCCUAGGCAAACUUGUGGCUUAUUCACCCACACAAUUUUCUAUAAAGAGUAUCCUGGAGGCCCGAAGGAACUAGACAAAAGUAUCCAAGGAGGAGAGUUGUUCUUCACAGUGGUUCUCAAUCCAAUUAGCAUCUUCAUGACACAUUUGUCUAAUUAUGGAAACGACCGUUUGGGGUUAUACACCUUUGUGAAUCUGGCCAACUUUGUUCAUACCUGGACAAACCUGAGACUGCAAACUCUUCCUCCAGUUCAGCUGGCUCGCAAGUAUUUUGAACUAUUCCCCGAGCAAAAGGACCCUCUGUGGCAGAAUCCCUGUGAUGACAAACGGCACAGAGAUAUCUGGUCUAAAGAAAAAACCUGUGAUCGAUUACCAAAAUUCUUGGUUGUAGGACCCCAGAAAACUGGUACCACAGCCUUAUAUUUGUUCCUGAUCAUGCAUCCUUCCAUCAUUAGUAACUCCCCCAGCCCAAAAACCUUUGAGGAGGUACAGUUCUUUAAUAGAAAUAACUACCACAGGGGGAUUGAUUGGUACAUGGAUUUCUUCCCCACUCCUUCCAAUGUCACCACCGACUUCCUCUUUGAGAAAAGUGCCAACUAUUUCCAUUCUGAGGAAGCCCCUAAACGAGCUGCUUCCCUCAUCCCCAAGGCCAAGAUCAUCACCAUCCUCAUUGAUCCAUCUGAUCGAGCGUAUUCCUGGUAUCAGCAUCAACGAUCACAUGAAGAUCCUGCAGCUCUAAAAUUCAGCUUCUAUCAGGUGAUCACAGCUGGACCUCGAGCCCCAUCUGAUCUUAGAGCUCUCCAAAAGAGAUGCCUAGCACCCGGAUGGUAUGCUAUCCAUAUUGAAAGAUGGCUAACUUACUUCCCACCUUAUCAGUUGCUAAUUAUUGAUGGACAGCAGCUGAGAACUGACCCAUCUACUGUAAUGGAUGAAGUACAGAAAUUUCUGGGAGUCUCUCCUCAUUAUAAUUACUCUGAAGCCCUAACGUUCGACUCACAUAAAGGUUUCUGGUGUCAGCUCUUGGAAGAAGGAAAAACCAAGUGUCUUGGGAAGAGCAAAGGUAGAAAAUACCCUCCUAUGGAUUCUGAGUGCAGGGCUUUUCUGUCAAGCUACUACAGAGAUCACAAUGUGGAACUGUCAAAACUCCUACACAAAUUGGGACAACCCCUGCCAUCAUGGCUGAGACAGGAGCUACAGAAAGUAAGAUAG